CAUCCCAGGUCAAAAGGUCUCUUGCAAAGAAAAGAAAAGAGACAAAAUACAAAGCACGCAGCACGUAAAAGCUACUCCCAUUCAUCGGUAAUUCUGAAUCCCAAACCUAGAAGAUCACCAAUCCCCCGACGGCACCCACCUAUCGCGAUGGAUGCCACAUCGCCGGACUCCGGUGACCUCAUCCUGGUCGAGCCGGCGAAGCCGGGGUCCCCGGUCGCCGUCGUGACCAUCAACCGGCCCAAAGCGCUGAACGCGCUGACGCGGCCUAUGAUGGUGUCACUGGCGGCGGCGUUCCGGCGGCUGGAUGCCGACGACGGGGUGGCGGCGGUGGUGCUGGCGGGGCGCGGGCGCGCGUUCUGCUCCGGCGUUGACCUGACUGCUGCGGAGGAGGUGUUCAAGGGGGACGUGAAGGAUCCCGCCGCCGACCCCGUUGUACAGAUGGAGCGCUGUCGUAAGCCCAUCGUCGGCGCCAUCGCCGGAUUCGCCGUCACCGCUGGAUUUGAGAUCGCCCUCGCUUGCGACAUUCUAGUCGCCGGCCGCUCCGCUAAGUUCAUCGACACCCAUGCUAAAUUUGGGAUAUUCCCUUCUUGGGGUCUUUCGCAGAAGCUUUCUCGUAUCGUUGGACCGAAUAGAGCACGGGAAGUGUCAUUAACUUGCAUACCUAUCACAGCUGAAAUGGGGGAGAAGUGGGGGCUUGUUAACCAUAUUGUGGACGAUAGCCAGGUGCUGAGUAAGGCAAUAGAGGUCUGCGAGGCCAUUGCAAGGAACAAUCGCAACUUGGUUGUGUUGUACAAAUCAGUUAUAAAUGAUGGGCUCCAGCUGGACUUGGAACAUGCUCGAGCUCUUGAAAAGGAACGGGCUCAUGACUAUUACAAUGGCAUGACAAAGGAGCAAUUCGCAAGUAUGCAGAAAUUUAUACAGGGCCGGGGUUCGAAGCCACCAUCAAAGCUGUAGAUGAUAUGCUCUGUACCACUGUAUGUAUUGAAAUAUCAAUGUACCGUAUACAUCCCCUAGUGAAAAUGUUCGAUAACCUGAAAAAAAUAAACACUGCCAAGUGAAAAUGUUGGAUAACCUGAAAAAAAAAUAAACACUGCCAAUGCUGCAUACACAUGUACUUUCUUCGUAUUUGCUACUGGAUGAGUACUAUCUUCACUACGAUAAGCAUAACCUAUGCUGCA
Molecule: messenger RNA, 1178 nt
Organism: Oryza brachyantha (malo sina)
Lineage: Eukaryota; Viridiplantae; Streptophyta; Magnoliopsida; Poales; Poaceae
Product: probable enoyl-CoA hydratase 1, peroxisomal
Exons: 3
Coding region: 148-954 (268 amino acids)
Cellular component (GO): peroxisome
Source: RefSeq, a predicted model, not a curated record